AUGACUUGUCAAUUUUCUGUUUUCUUGUUUUCAUUACUUCUUUCCCAUUACCCACUUUUUCACGUUCCAAUGUCUAUCAUUAUUUCGCCAUUUUUCUCUCUGUCUCUUUUUCUUUCUUUCUUUCUUUCUUUCUUUCUUUCUUUCUUCCUCAAUUUCCAAUGUCUCAAUCUCCUUCUUCUCUCUCUCUCUCUCUCUCUCUUUCCAUGUAAUUUCUUUAUUCAACUCUCUUCUCUGCGUCUUUUUCUUUUGUCUCGACCUCCUGAUUUCCUUUCAUUCUCUUCUUCUUCUCCCCUUCCUCUCACUCUCUUUCAUCUUGAUUCUCUCUUUUUUUUCCUACUUUCACCUUCCUCUCUCACACUUUUACUCAUUGACUCUCUUUCUUUUUCCCUCCUACUGUCUCCUUUUUAUCGGUCUUCUUUUCACUUCAUGCUCUUUCUUUCUCUUCCCUUACUCCCUCCCCGUUCCUUUCAUACUGACUCUCUUUCUUUCUCUUCUCUCCCUUCUACUUACUACUUUCUCUCGCUCUUCUCUCCUAUUGAUUCCUUUUCUUUCAUUUCCCUUGCUCCUUGCUUAUCACUCAGUAAUAGGUAG
This is a messenger RNA of Acanthosepion pharaonis, 591 nucleotides long. Lineage: Eukaryota; Metazoa; Mollusca; Cephalopoda; Sepiida; Sepiidae. The record is from the annotation of a GenBank genome assembly.